Messenger RNA from Cheilinus undulatus (humphead wrasse), 2522 nucleotides. It is a transcript of the gene nubp1, whose product is annotated as nucleotide binding protein 1 (MinD homolog, E. coli). The transcript has 10 exons. NCBI's taxonomy places the organism in Eukaryota, Metazoa, Chordata, Actinopteri, Labriformes, Labridae. Gene Ontology annotation, cellular component: cytosol. Bases 15 to 1055 code for a protein of 346 amino acids. The record is from RefSeq and is a predicted model, not a curated record. Gene Ontology annotation, molecular function: 4 iron, 4 sulfur cluster binding; ATP binding; ATP-dependent FeS chaperone activity. Gene Ontology annotation, biological process: iron-sulfur cluster assembly.
UUGCUCGUGAGACGAUGUGCGUAUGCGGAACCUUCACGAGGAACCUUCAAGGGGGAAGACUAACACAGUUGGACACGCGUGCAAAGAUGGCAGACGUACCAGACAAUGCACCUGAGCACUGCCCAGGAACAAAAAGUGAGCAAGCAGGAAAGGCGUCGUCAUGUGAGGGAUGUCCCAACCAAAAACUGUGUGCCUCUGGAGCCACCAAGGCCCCCGACCCUGCCAUAGCAGAGAUAGGAGACAAGCUGUCCACAGUCAAACACAAGAUCCUGGUGUUGUCUGGAAAAGGGGGAGUGGGGAAAAGCACCUUCAGCGCUCACCUUGCUCAUGCACUUGCAAGUGACAGCACAAAGGAGGUUGCCCUGCUGGAUGUAGAUAUCUGUGGUCCUUCCAUUCCUCGGAUCAUGGGUUUAGAAGGAGAACAGGUCCACCAGAGCGGCUCAGGCUGGUCACCCGUGUAUGUGGAUGACAACCUGGCCGUCAUGUCCAUCGGUUUCCUCCUCAGCAGCCCUGAUGAUGCUGUGAUCUGGAGAGGACCAAAGAAGAAUGGGAUGAUCAAGCAGUUUUUGAGGGAUGUCGACUGGGGGGAGCUGGACUACCUCAUCGUGGACACGCCCCCUGGCACCUCAGACGAACACCUGUCCAUCGUCCAGUACCUCAGCUCCACUCACGUCGACGGAGCGGUCAUCAUCACUACACCACAGGAAGUGUCGUUGCAGGAUGUGCGAAAGGAGAUCAGAUUCUGUCAGAAGGUCAAGCUGCCGAUCAUCGGAGUGGUGGAGAACAUGAGCGGCUUCGUCUGUCCGAAAUGCAAGAACACAUCCCAGAUCUUCCCUCCCACCAGCGGGGGCGCUGAGAAAAUGUGCAAGGAUUUAAAUCUGCCACUUUUGGGAAAGGUACCCCUCGAUCCCAGGAUCGCACGAAGCUGUGACGAGGGCAGAUCUUUCCUCAACGUAGUUCCUGACUCUCCUGCUGCUCAAGUCUACCAGAGGAUUGUUCAGAGUAUUCAGGAGUACUGUUUGAACCGUGUGAUGGAGGAGCAGAGUACCACCUGAACCCGCUCUCAAGGUGGAUCAGAACCGUGAGAGAGAUCACAUGAGGAGAUUUCAGUAGAAACUACUGAAUAAGAAACGCACAAUUUAUCAUCCAACAUCUGCCAGAUUAUGGAGAGCUGGUCAGAUAACACAUUGCAGAGGUUUAUUCUGCAGUGGCUUUCAAAAUCAACUUUUCUAGAAAAGGUGCUAUAAAUAAUAACUGCUUAUUCUGCUGGUCUUUUGUAAGAUAAGAAAGAAAAGUGUCCCAAUGUAAUGAAAAUAUAACUUUAAAGAAGAAUGUCAGAAAAAAGUAAAGAGAGAUGACAUGAAAAGAAAUUAUGUUAAGCAUUACUUUCAUGCUCUCUAUAUUACAGAUCAACCCAACUGUUUGGUAAGAAUAACACCAAUAUAUACUCUUGAAGCAUAAUUUUGCAUUGAAGUUAAUGUCUUAAAAUGUAAUAUUUAAGCCAAAACUAAGCCAAAAAAAGCCACCUAUGACACAUGCAGCUCUGCAGAAAAAAAUAAGACACCGCUUCAAAAAUGUGUUUUUAUUGUUCUUAACUCUUCCACUUAACCUGUUGUCAUUUUCAGCAAAUAAGAGUCCUGAAUGUGAAAUGUGAAAGUCAGAAGAAAUCUUUAAAAUGAAUAAAACAAAAACCUUUAAAUAGUGAAACCAAGAAAAGCUUAUUUUUCCAGAGGUAUCUUGAUUUAUCUAGAUGCUUAUUUAUUUAGCAUUACACAGCCUUUUUGUUGCUAUCAGCAACAAGCUAACUGGUUGAAGCAUGAUUACACUAUUACACUCACUGGUUUCUUUAUUGGUUCUACCUGUACAACUGCACAUCAGCACAAAUAUUUAACUAGCCAAUCACAUUGCAGCAAAAAUUGCAUUUAGGUAUGUACACCACUGUUUGUGUUCUACUUCGAAGUUUCAUCGUCUUCUAUUGGUCAUCUUGGCAGGUAUUUCAAAGUUUGGCAGUUGUUAUUUAAACACGUCUGCGAGGUGUCGCCGAAUGAUGACGAACCACUUUGGUGUUUCCAAGGUAGGACGGGUGUGGUCGGGCCUUGUUCCAGAGCUGGUCCAUUCUUGGUGUAGCACAGCAUAGCCCAACGUGUCCAAACUGGUGAUGGAAAAGUAAAUCAGUAUGGCUUGGUUUUGGAUGGGCGUGGCAAAAUGUCAUUGUGGAAAAGCCCCACAAGACAACCAACCACCGCCUAAGUGCUGCUUGGUUGCUGCCAUGUGAUUGGCUGAUAAGAUACUCGUGUUAAUGAGCAUUUGAAUGGCUGUGAAUGCAUUUCUCCUGGCUCUGAAAUCCCUAUACAGGGAUGGCAAAAAUGCUCACCAAAGCUUUCUUUAUGACCACUUAAAAAAGUGUAGCUCCCUCGCCUGCUUGUUUUCUUGUACCUUAUAAACAGCUGAUUUUGAUACUCUUAAACUUGUGUAAAAUGCUUUCUUUGAAUGAUUUUUAAAAUAAAUAAACAAACAUGGAA